Labrus bergylta (ballan wrasse) is the source of this 5836-nucleotide messenger RNA. The record is from RefSeq and is a predicted model, not a curated record. NCBI's taxonomy places the organism in Eukaryota, Metazoa, Chordata, Actinopteri, Labriformes, Labridae.
CAGCAGAUGGUUCCUUAUCAACUAAAGACACUACUGCUGAGGAUGUGAGAUGGAAGGUGAUAAGAAAGGUGAAACACCAACAUUGAUAAUCUGAUGAAAAAGAAAAGAAGAUCAUGGCUGACAAACUUGACCCAUCACCAGAGGUUUGGACCGAAUCUCAAGUCAGCACCUGGCUGAAAUCAAUUGGAGUGAAGGAGCAGUACAUAGAAAAGCUUUAUGAGGAAGAAGUAAACGGACAAAUCCUUCUUACAUUAAAUGAGGAGUUUUUAAAGGCUAAGAUUUGCAUGAAAUCAGGGCCUGCUCAUUUGAUCAUUCAAAAGAGAGAUGAGCUCAUCAACUCAAAGCAACGAGAGGUUAAGCAAGAGAGGAAAAAGCCCAACAGUGGUAAAAAAACUGAGUUGGAAUUGAAAUCAGUUCCGUGUGUUCCUACAGCAAGUGGAGACCCUCCUGCACAGACUCAUGAGAGUGUUGAAGAUGUCUUAAAAGAGAGACAGACUUCAAAUUCAAAGGAAGAUUGCAGACCUCGACCAUUUGAUCAAGAAGGGAUUGAUUUCAUGUAUGUAAAGCACAGAGUCCUGCAACCAGAAUCAGGUGCUUUUAAUCUGACAUCUCCAUGCCAUGAAUUUAAGUCAUUUGCCAUAGCUGCUGCAUUGGAUCGCACAAGACUCCAAGCUAAGUUUGCAAAAGAGGUCCUUAAAUUUGCCACUGGCUGCAUGAACAUUAGAUCAAAUGGUACAAUACACUUUGGUGUGAUGGACAGCAAGGAGGAUGCAGGUUAUGUGCAUGGUGAGAUAAUUGGUAUCCCUGUGAAAGAGAGAGAUAUUUUUGUAGAUUCUUUGGACUACAUUGAAAGAAGUGUCUGUUCUGACAAGGAGCAUGUACGCCAGUGUGUGCGGCCUCCAAGGUUCAUUGAAGUUAUGGACAGGGAAAGUACAGAAAAGAAGUAUGUGGUAGAGGUUGACAUUGUGCCUUCUAUUAGUAUUGUUAAAAGCAAGGUGUAUGCAGUUCGUCUACCAAACUUCAAAGAGACAACUAACAAAGUGGAGUUUGAAAAAGAAGCCAUCCUGCGGCGGUUGGGUUCAAAAACGGAGCCAGUGAGUGACAAAGACCUAAGUGAUUUCUACCAGAGAGUCAAAGAUCGGGAUGCACAAAGGGAAGAAGCAGAGAAAAUGAAGUUCCUUAGUGCCCCUGAAAACUGCCAAGACCUAGGACGGAAACUAACAAUGCUGAUGACAAGUGGGAAGAAAUUCAUGGAAAAAGAUAAAUGGUUCAUACUCAUCACAAAUAGAUUCCCACCUGAUGACCUUUGCAACAUUGACUGGCUGCUCAACAUGAACAUAUUCUGUGUUUUUGACUUUGACCCAGACUCAAAGAUAUCGGGUCUUUGCAGUAGAUACCUUCAGCAUCACGCUGCAAACAUGCAUUCUCUACAGAGUUACAGGAUACCAGGCGACAUGAACAUCAAAGAAUUCACAAGCCAUUUGCAUCUGUUUGAGCAAACAAGCUGGAUCUUUUGUAACGGCCGAACUGACUACCAAGGAAAUGAAACUCUGUGUGAUGAAAUGACUUGGAUCAAGACAAAAAUGACUUUCCUGCAGGAGUCUGUGUCAUCGAUCUGUAAAGAAAUCUUGCCAAAAGGAACCUUCCAGGUAAUUUUUCUUGUCACAUCCCCAGUUGAGAAACCACUCUUACACACCUUUAAUGAGUUUUUCCCUGUCAUGGAAGGCCAUGAAGACAUCGUCUGCAUCUGUCCAUCCCAGGACAACUUCCAUAAGUGGCAAAGCUUUGCAGAGGAGUUAUGUCCAACAGAAACGGUGAACAAUUCCAGUGUGGUUGGGAUGAAAAUGAGUCACAUUAAUGCAACUCUGCAGCAAGUACAACCCUUUAAUUCAUGUGCCAGGAAACACUUGCCAGUGUUUGUGAAAGGGACUUGUCUUCUUGAAACACAUGAAGAAGAACAGAUGUAUUCACUGGAAAUUUUGACAGUGGAUCAUUGUGAUGAAACAAGCGAAGACUUCAUCAAUGAGGAGAAAGCAAACAUUGAACACCAGUUCUACCGUGGUGGGAGAGUGAACUGGUUGAAUUUUUGGCUUGCUGAGCACAAGUAUGUUGGAGAGGUAAUUGAAAGAGAUGCUUAUCAAGAAGUUUCCAAACUUCUCCAUGAAGCUUUGAAAUGGAACACAGAUGAAACUCCAGUGAAUAGUAUUAACAUCUACCAUCAUCCAGGAAGUGGUGGAAGCACUGUGGCAAGACAAGUGCUGUGGAACAACAGGAAAGAUCUGAGGUGUGCAGUUGUGAAGCCCUCAUACUCCGCUUCUCUUGUUGCACAACAUGCAGUUGAACUAAGAGAGUAUGAAGAAAAAGAUCCACAGAAGUGUCUUGCUGUACUGCUUCUCAUCGAAGACUCAGACAAAGAAUACCUUGAUGAUCUCAGAAAUGAGCUGGAGGUUGCCGUUAACACCAAAAGAAUCCAGUAUGGAACUCCAUGCUUCAUUUUGUUGAGCUGUAGAAGGUCCUAUAAUCCAGAGAGGAAAUGCAAGGAGUCUCCAUUACAGAAUGUGUCUGUCACUCACAAGCUGUCUAACCAAGAGAGGAGAAAGUUUUCUGGAAAACGAGAGGCACUUGAAGAACGAUAUGAACCCGAAUUCAUUCUGACUUUUGUUCUGAUGAGCGAAGAAUUCAAUGUUGACUAUGUUCAACAUUUUGUGGAACAUUUGCUUCAAGGCAUUGACCGCCAAUCUGUUGUCGCUCGCCUCAUCCUCUAUGUGGCACUGUUGAACACUUAUGUUCAAAACUCUUUCAUCUCCCAGUCUCAUUGUGAAGCCCUGCUUGCUCUAACCAUUCACAUGGAAAGGUUUCACCAACAUGAGUUUGAGAAAUCACUUAGCCCCCAGGCUCAACUGGUCUUAUUGCAUCUCCGGGAUGAGAAGACGCACAUUGAAUCAAUCAGAAUCAUCCACCCACUUGUUGCAAAGGAGAUUCUCCAACAACUUUUGGGAGAAGAGACCCAAAGCAGUUUGGCAAUGAAAUUGCUCUGUGAGAAAGGUCUUUUUGAACACAGAUUUGGAAGGGACGAAUAUUUGUCAUUUCUGAGAGCACUUUUCAUAAGGAGAUCAAGAAUAAGCAAAGGAGACAAAUAUGACAGUUUUUUCUCUCCACUGAUUGAGCAUGUGUGUGACAAGGAGAAAAGCUCAGACAAAGCAAUUGAGUUGCUCACUGAGGCAUUUGAGCGUUUCCAUGAAGAUCCAUUCUUUGCGCAACAACUUGCUCGUCUUCAUUAUACUUAUGAAAAGUUUGAAGAGGCAAAACACUGGGCAGAGACAGCAGCAAAACGGCAGCCAAUCAACUACUACAUCAUACUCCACACAAAAGGGCAGGUGUACAGGAAAUGGUUCCAAGCUAAAUGCAGGGCCAUUGACAGUGACAAUGUACCAAAGACGGCCCAAAAUACAGCAGAUGCUGUAGAGACUGCACUGAAAGCUCUAGAGUGUUUUCAAGAGUGUGAGAAAGCUGCUGAAGCAGACAUGGAAAAUGUGUACAAUUCAGGAUUUUUUGGUGAAGUUGAAGUUGGAUGCAGUCUUCUCAAACUCAUCUCUUCAAUAGAUAUGUUUGCACACAGAACCAAUGGUCAUUCAGAGUGUAUGAAGUACCUGUUGACAGAUUACAUUCCAGAGGAAGUUAAAGAUGCCUGGGAACCAUUUCAUGGGCGUUUGAAAAAACUUCAGAAAACAAUGCAAGAUGCUUUGGAAUGGAUUUCAGAAGACCUGAGUUACUUUCAGACAGACAUUGAUGGAGAUGAAGAAGAGAUCCCCGAAGGUCCUGAAGAGAAGAUUAGCCAACCACUGACUUGGCUGGCAAAAAAAUCUUCAGAGUACGGAAAGUACUUCAGUGAAGCCCACUCUAAUGCACUUCAGGGGCAAUCAAUCCCAGCCAAUCUAACUCCAUUCCAAAAACGCAUGAUGAUCUACCAUCUUGGCGGAGGUAAUGUAACGUCAAUCCUCUCCAAGCUCACUGACCAGAGAGAUGCAGUUCGUCUCUUAGAGAGCAUCCUUUCUUUGUAUCCCACCAAUCCAAUGAAGGCCAAAUUUGGUCAAAGGGAUAUUGUCAAUUACAUCAUGGCCCACAUUUCACUGAACUGCCUGUCUCCAGAUACUCAAAUGGUAGCUCAUCUGAAAAAUCUACAGGCACUAUGUCGUCAGUUCCCAUCUGAUAAACGUAAAUGCUUACCAAGUGCCCUGUUCCUGCUCACCUUGCUGUUCUGGCCAGAGGAUCAUGACAUGGACAUGGAGAAAGAAACCAAAUAUGAAAUUGUACAAUCAGCAGUUGAACACCUGGAAAAAGACUACUGGAUCAAGAUGAAGGACAUUCCUCAGAGGAAAAGAAGGCUUUACACCCAUUUUUUUCUGGGCAGUGCGAAUGGAUUGGAUAAAUUUGUCCACAAGAAAAAGUUUGAAAGUGUCACCAAGGUGUUCUCGUUCUCUGAGAAACGCAUGAAGUGGUUUAGGGGUGAGGCAUGGAAAAAACCUGAGAUUGCCAAGAUGCUUAAACGUGUGUCUGGAUGGACUGAAGAUGGAGUGGUGUACCUUGAUGGCCCCAAGAAAAAAAAGUUCAACAUCUUACCUCUUCAUGUGCCUUCAGUGCCUCAUAGUAAUGAGAACAUCACUUUCUACCUUGGGUUUACCUACAGAGGCCCCGUUGCCAUCAACAUCCUUGUGAAAAAAUAGUGUGCCUUUGAACAAUUAUCCCUCAAGGCUGUUUUAGAACUUGCUUGAACAUGGAACUAGCGUUGACUAGGCAAUAUUGAAUAGACAAAUGAGAAAAUUUUGAUGCACAUGGAACAGUAUUAGUACGUAUUUGUAUACAUGUGUUUUUAUUGACUUUGAAAAGACCAAAUUUGGAUUUCCUGAGUAUGAAAAUAACAAACAGAAUUUGUUUAUCUACAGCUGAGUGAUUCUCCAAUAGAAACUGUAAAUCUUUUUUUUGGUCAUGUGUGUUGUAUCGUGUUAUCUUUGGACUGUUUGUUGGAUUUAAAAAGGUGAAGACCCCUUUUAGAUUUUGGAGUUUACACCUGGCAUCACGAUGCCCUUCAAAUACAUCUCAAGUGUGACUUUGUGUUUGUUUUGUGCUAACUGGAGCACAUGAAAACUGAAGUCUACUUAAGGGAUUUAAAGCAUUUGGUGACUCAAAUCUAGUGACCUGAAUAUGAAGUUUGACUUUAAAUGGAGUCAGAUUUAAAAUCAAGACAAAUUGAAGUUCCAGAUGUAAAGCACUGUUGAUUAUGUUUUCAAGAAGAUGUUAAUAGCUCUCUCAGUUUUGUUAUCCAGGAUACAAUGUAUAAAAUAGAAUUAUAAGGUACUACUUAUCAAAUGUCUUAAUCACUUCCUUUGGCUUUGUGUCUUUGUUUUCAAGAUAACUGGUCUUAAAGCAACAGUACCACAUUUAGUUAGAGAAUAAUAUGUAUUCAUUUUGAUGUGCUGCAAAAAAACAAAUAUUGAAUGUAGUGAUUGUGUAGGCCUACAUGUGGUAUGCUUAACAGAACCUGUAAUAACCCCAGAUGCCCUUUAUAUGAAACAUUAAGUAAAUUCAUUGCCAGUGUGUACUCAAACUUUUACAUCUCUGCCUGUUUUAUUUCUUAUUUCUCGAUCAGUUUACACUUUUUUUUUUACAUUUUGUACACUCCAGUUAUAUGGGAUUUCUUUAUUUAUGUUAACUUCAAAGGGAAAUGUUGUACCUGCCAACUUUGUUUUUCAUAAAUAUUUGUAACAUGCAUUUACAUGAAUUUACAUUCAGUAAAAAUUCGUCAUCCGCUACUUCUGCAUGGAGAGGGACCAAAUUC